Parascedosporium putredinis is the source of this 1008-nucleotide messenger RNA. Lineage: Eukaryota; Fungi; Ascomycota; Sordariomycetes; Microascales; Microascaceae. The record is from the annotation of a GenBank genome assembly.
AUGUUUAUAGAUGGACCAUACUUCUACGUUCCAUUUCCAAAGAAUCACCGCUUCACUGGACGCGAUCAGCUGCUAGAGGAGCUUAUUACCAAACUCUUUGCGCCCGAUAGCUUCCAAAAAGCGGCACUUUUCGGACUAGGUGGCGCCGGAAAAACACAAGUCGCACUCCAGGUGGCAUAUUGGACCAAGGAAAAGAAGCUAGGCUAUUCAGUCUUUUGGGUUCCAGCUCUAAGCGUUGCCACAUUUGAACAAGCCUAUACGGACAUCCUUAAAACAGUUGGAAUUCAGUGCGUUGACGGCGAGGAUGUGAAGCAAACUGUACAGACAUUUCUCAACUCAAAGGCCGCGGGAAAGUGGUUACUCAUCAUUGACAACGCCGAUGAUAUUGACAUCCUUUUCGAAUUCUCAGGGCACGAAAGAAACAUUUACAACUACCUGCCAACUACUGAUGAUGGUCGGAUAUUAUUCACUACUCGGACUCGAGAAGUCGCUACGUGGGUGGCUGGAAGCAAUUCGAUGGAGACGCCACAAAUGACUGAAGACGAUGCAACGGACUUCUUGAGGAAGUCACUGCAUCAGAACCUCUAUCCCGGCAACCAGGACAUAGCCCUUAAUGGCAAGGCGUUCGACAUGCAUAGCCUCGUCCAUAUGGCGACUCGGUUAUGGGGUGAAAAGCAAGACACUUUGCAAGAAGCGAAGCAAGACGCCAUUCUACAUAUGGACCGUAUAUUUCCAUCUGAUGACUGGGAUAACCGUGAGACUUGGAGAGAAUAUCUACCCCACGGACUUAAGCCUAUAGACAAGAUGGCCAGUGGUUCAUCGCUUGAUGCACUGAGCACCCCAACGAGGCAUAGGAUUUCAAACACCGAGCGACGCCUCAAGGAAGGCUUGGUAGCUGAAGCCGAGAUUUACAACCGAAAUUACAACCGAGCGAGCAUCUACGUCAAAAUGCCACAAAGCAGAUGCUUCAGCAUCGCAACUGUGUUCAUGGAUAGCCAAGAGGUCUAG